CAAGGUUUGGUGGGCAUCACUACCGUUGACUUCCCAUGGCCUCCCACCCUGAAAACGACGGCCCUCCUCCGCCCCUCGGCCGCCGUGCCCCGCCGUGCGUGCUCCUCCUCUGCCACCCCAUCGAGUUCUCCCUCCUCGACCGUCCCCUCCCCGACAACUUCCGCUUCCUCAAGCCCUGGGAAUCGCCGCUCCCCCUCGACGACUUCCUCUCCUCCGCCGACGCCCGCCCCGCCGAGGCGAUCCUCACCAAUGGCAGGGCUCCGGUCACCGCCGACAUGCUCCGGCGGCUCCCGGGGGUCCGCCUCGUCUUCACCUCCAGCGCGGGCGUCAACCACAUCGACCUGGCGGAGUGCCGGCGGCGCGGGAUCGCGGUCGCCGGCGCGGGGGACGCGUACUCGGAGGAUGUGGCGGAUUUGGCGGUCGGGCUGUUGAUCGAUGUGCUGAGGAAGGUCUCGGCGAGUGACCGGCACGUGAGGCGCGGGUUGUGGAGUAGCGAGGGAGAAGUCGCACUCAGUUCAAAGCUGGGUGGCAAGAGAGUCGGAAUUGUUGGAUUGGGAAAGAUCGGCUUGAAAGUCGCCAAAAGGCUUGAGGCCUUCGGCUGCGCCGUUUCGUAUAACUCAAGGAAGACGAAGCCAUGCGUUCCGUACCCCUUCUAUUCCGACGUUGGUGAGCUUGCCGCCAACUGCGAUGCCCUCGUUAUCUGCUGCGGCCUGAAUGAGCAAACCCACCACAUGAUCACUAGGGAAGUACUACUAGCACUUGGGAAGGAAGGUGUGAUUGUUAACGUCGGGCGUGGAUCGAUCGUCGACGAAAAGGAGAUGGUGCAGCUUCUGGUCCAGGCAGAGCUCAGAGGCGCCGGCUUGGAUGUGUUUGAGAAUGAGCCCGACAUUCCUGAAGAGCUCCUCGCUCUCGAUAACGUCGUAUUAUCGCCACACUCGGCUGUUUUCACCCCGGAAUCCUUCUCGGAUAUAUGCGAUCUCGCCAUCGGGAACUUGGAAGCUUUCUUUUCAAAUAAGCCCUUGCUUUCUCCUGCGUUAUAUCAGUGAAAUGACAACUCACCCGGUCUAUAUCGGCCCUGUUACCACCGCUAAACUAGAUUCAGUUGGCUUUUCCCUGAAGCAGUCUUUCUACAUACUUUGGUCACAAUAUGUGUGCCUUGAUGGCAUUUGUUUUGCAUCACUACAAGCAUGUUUGGUGUGGCUAACCAAACUCUCUGUGGCCACGGGAUGGUAAUAGUACGAUCAUCUCGAAAAGGAGCCAACCGACUGUCUAUUAUAUUCUUCCCUGUGAUGGUUUCAUCCUGUUGGAUUUGUUGUUUAUCCUUUCUGGAAUUGGCGAAAGCCAACUGAUUGAAUGAUAAUCUGUCCGCUGCUACGAAGAAGCCGAGGAAGGAAAUAGAUGGUAGAAUGAUGAUACUGGGUAGGGCUUGUUUGAACUGUCAAGUUUGUCAUUGGGUGCAGGACUCCGGAAUGGGGACUUGUUGAUCGCUGAACACUUCUCCAUGAAAUUGAGAAUAGAUGAUCAGAUCCUGUGUUGUGUAUGUAGCUCUAGUUCUCUAAUGUUGAUGUCCUGGAACUUCUGUGGUAUUACGUUUUCUUUGGUGGCAAUGCUCUGAAAAGUUUGCACUUCGGGGGAAAAUCAACUG
Molecule: messenger RNA, 1645 nt
Organism: Eucalyptus grandis
Lineage: Eukaryota; Viridiplantae; Streptophyta; Magnoliopsida; Myrtales; Myrtaceae
Product: glyoxylate/hydroxypyruvate reductase HPR3-like
Exons: 2
Coding region: 36-1046 (336 amino acids)
Cellular component (GO): cytosol
Molecular function (GO): glyoxylate reductase (NADPH) activity; hydroxypyruvate reductase [NAD(P)H] activity; NAD binding
Source: RefSeq, a predicted model, not a curated record